Eimeria acervulina is the source of this 4074-nucleotide messenger RNA. RefSeq lists its product as hypothetical. The transcript has 5 exons. The record is from RefSeq and is a predicted model, not a curated record. NCBI's taxonomy places the organism in Eukaryota, Apicomplexa, Conoidasida, Eucoccidiorida, Eimeriidae. Bases 1 to 4074 code for a protein of 1357 amino acids.
AUGUGGGGCUCUACCACCUCUCCUCCUCACUGGAGGCACUCAGUUGAGGGCCCCACAACAAUAGACUGCGAGGAAUCACACUUUAUAGGUUCCUCGGACGACUCGCUACUUCUUCAAGGCCCCAUUCGGUUGGGAUCUGGGGAAGAAGACGUACUCCAAACGGAGAAGGCAGAGAGUGAUGCCGAAGAGGAAUAUACUGAAGGAACUGUAAUACCUGUUCCAGCUGAAACAACGACUGACGGCAACAACAAUUGUGACACGGGCAGCAGCACGAAUUGCUUUCCGCUUGUGAGAAUUGUCAAGCCUAAGCGGGAACUGGCUCUCCCGCUCGGUGCGCAGAAUGAGGGACUGUUGGUGUGCCAAGACUCCAGCUCGACUGCCGACGGGCUUUCUGAAAGCUCCCGCCUGGUAGACGACAAUGCAACGCUUCCUCAGAAGCUAAAAAUCUCCUCCACUGCCGCCAACGGAGGACCCCAAUGCCCUCCACCGGUUACUGCUACUGAGACUUCCCCUUCCUGUAGCUCUUCCCCAAACAUCUUGUCUACAACACCAGUCCUACCGUAUGCAGCUCCUGUGGGCACCUCUGGGAGUAUGGGUGUGGGAACUUCAGGGGGCCGCUCCUGGGCAUGCAGCGCACCAAGGCUACCGGUGGUCUCUACUGGAGGAGAAACUCGGAUGCCUUCUAUAGGAAGUGUCGGAUGCUUUUUUUCCUCAGUUUUUCUCGGAACGAAUAGUCAUACCCCUCUCCUCCCAGGCAGUGCAGCUGUUGCUUCAUCUGCCCUUCCGGGAGCUGUGGGUCACCGCUUUUCAGGCCUCGGAGGCAGCUCACUUAUUCCUUCUGCUUUUUCUUCGGGAGGAAAUACUAGUGGCCUCAGUGCGUUGCCUCAGCAUUCCAAACAACAGCAGCAGCAAGCAGUGUGCCUGAGGCCUCAUUUAGUACCUACAGUGGGCGCACGACCGAGUGGAAACAUGGCUGUAAUUCUCACAGCCCUGCGUAGGCACCUUCGGUCACUAAUCCGCAUUAUGUAUAAUAAGCAACAUGGAAGGACGCAAGCUAGCAAUUCUGCUGUGCAAGAAGAAUCUAACCUUCAAAAGGAGCAAGAUCCUUUAUUGUAUGGCCGUGAAACGGGUGGCGGAUCCGGCGUUUCAGUAAGCCUCAAUGAGGAACAUACCACUGCUUCAUGCUCUCUAAAGGGGCUCAUCAACGGGAGCCAAGCUGAAUACGCACAGUGCUCCCCCCCUGUGGAAAUGCCAGAACUUCCAUCAACCUUGAAGUAUAAGGCUCAGGACGGAUCGUUAAUGGCAGCCUCCGAAGAAGGUAAUAAAGUAAGGUCGCCAGCAGUUAACCCUCAACUGCGCCAUCCAUCCCCGCAGGACGGAGGGACGGAGUCUCAGGACGACUCAUCUGAGGCCAGUGCUCUCUCAGGCAUAGCGAACAGAGUUACAGCAACGAUGCAACUUGUUGGCAGCUCGAGAGACUCAACGUUGUCACCUUUGGGCAGUGUUGAUGGAGCUUCAGAGAGUUGGGAAGGGCAACGAUAUUUCCACGAGGAGCACCUGGAUGCCUGCUCCUUGAGUGAACUCAGUGAAUACCUCCAGAUUUUUUCUUCUUUCUUGUCUCUAUCCCUUUCUGAGGUCUCUAGACAGGAGCCAGCCACUGUGCAGCACGUCAGGCUUCAGCUGUUGCUGCUCCGGAACAGUCAUCAGCAACGACCAAACCGAUAUCGUCAAGUAAAACAAAUCACCCACCGUUCUCCUCCACUCGUACAGUCGUCCGCUGUUGGAGGACCUGAUGCGGACGACGAUGUAACUUCCUUGAACAGCUGUGCGGAAACAGCGACCUCAUCAGCGGACGCUUGCCUGCACAACACGACAUCUGAAGCCUCCCGCCCGUCGAUGCCGUUUAGCAGUACUAACUUAUCCUUUCUUUCAUCAUUUUCCUCAUCGCCCAGUUUGCAGGUCGAUGUUGACGCCCCAUCUAUAGCCACUGCCAACAUCUCUGGGGAGAAGGCACCAAGUAGCGAUGCUGGUCCCACAGGAGAAUGUGAAAUGGGCCCCGAGUCAACGGGAGUAAGAAACGCAGAAUUUCCCUCGUCUUCAGUGGACGCAUUCACCGUGGACGGACCUCCAAACACCAGCACCAACGGAGCUACCAUAGGUACACCUGCCGCAGUGGCAUACUGUCCAGUCCCGUCCCCAGUCCCUACUACAUUUGUUGCUGCAGCAACAAACGACCCUCCUGGCGGUGCAUCAGGGCUUCCUCCGUGCAAGGACAAGCUGCCGCUGCCGUGGAGUUCUGAUUGUGGUGGCACAGCAGGGGCAGUAGCACCACCAGCUGGAGGGUUUAGAUGGUCCCACCUGUCGGGAACCGCCAUUGGCAUAAGACUGCAAAGUCUGAUUGGAGGAACGUCACUGGGUCUGGGUAAUACCCUUUCCUUGUCUGGAAGUUCCGGGGGAGGAGCGAUUCAACAUAGUACAGACACGCCUAGUGGGGCAUCCCUUGCUGCAAACGGCAGCUGCGGGGUAGGCGCACUUUUGGAUGGAGGAGCAGCUAGUCUAGCACUUUCUCCUGGGCCGCUAGAGUGGAUUCGGGACGGUACAACUAGUGCGGCAAGCAACCAACCGAUGGGAGUUCCCGUAUCCCCUUAUGUAUUUUUUAGUAACGGGCAUUGCCAGAACCCUGACAAUGCCUUACCAUACAUGAAGACGGCGCAUAGUAUUCGAGGCUCCUCUAGCGGAUGCCCCACAAGCCCAGCAGAGUUAGGGCUAGUCAUAUCGGCAGAUGGGCUUGGCCAGGGAAGGGUGCAAAGAGGCAAUGUGCAGGUGACCUUCUCCCCGCAGAUGGGAGCCUGGGUGGUUUGCUGUGCACGAGGUUUGCUACAGCAAAGCAGAGCGUUUUCCGUAGCAGCGUUAGGCUUUGAGGGGGCGAAAAAGACUGCUCAACAAUAUGCAACGCACUGCCGCCGGCAGUGCUCCUCCAAGCGUGCAUCUGACCGGGGCGGCAAAGGGAAGGGCGGUGAGGCAAAAGAAGACGCCACAAGAGGUGGAUCGCGAGGUUCUAAGGAUGCCAGCAAAAAACCAGGCAGCGCUGUUACACCAAUUCCCCAAGUUACUAUAGGGCUUGCUGGGCCUCCAGGAGGAGCUUUCAAUUUGGCAAAAAGCACCAACCAGGAGUUUAUUCUUCCCAAGAGCGACUUUUCAGCUAGCCGUGUCGCGCGCCUAAGCCGCAGAGCGAUGGAACUACCAUACGUCCACGGUGUUCGUUUUGAGGCUGCAAAUUUUGCCUGGGUAGCUCAAAUGCGAGGAGAGGCCCGGAGAUUCCUAGUUAAGAAACACGGGUUCGUAAAAAGCAGGCUGUGCGCUAUCGAGAAGAUUGAGAUGUGGAGAGCAGCGCUGUCUCCAGAGGCGCUUGCAAGUGAACUCAAAGCUGAACAGGACGUUUUGGCCAUGGUUCCAAACAUGUGCCCUGAGGAGGCCGACCCCGAGGCAAUGCAGGCUGUAGAGGAGUCUCUGCGGCUGAAGUUCCAACGAGGAACCAUAAUGUCAUGUCGGUCCAAUAGCGGUUCUUCUAUAGGGUUCAAAAGACAACGAAAUCUUUGUAUAGACACUGAGCGAGAUGCAUCCAGGACCAACCGUUCUCAUGAUACUUUUCCCGAGCAUCUCCUGCUACACCAGCAGCAUGUGAUGGCAGCGCAACACUUGAUUUCACAACCUAGCACUCAUCCGGACGGACACCGGCACCAAUUCCAGUUUCCGCAACCCCAUUUCUUGCACAUCACCCAGCAGCAGCUCGUUGAGAACUCCCAGCAACAGCUGGCGGCGCAGGAGCAUCUGCUACGACCCAUGGCGUCACCAGCGUCAAAUGCAGAUCCCACAUCAGCUGCUGAUGCGGUGGAACAGCCACAACAACACCAAAUGGUUCCGUUGCUCCAGGGAUUGCGUACGAGAGGGCAACAGCAGCACCCCCUACUGUCGCAUCAAUUUUCCUCAGUACUCCCUACGCUGCCGGAGAUGCGCCUCCAGAACCACACAAUAGGCGCAAAUAGUCAACCAGCCAGAACAGCUCCUGAAUAA